UCGUGGAAAGAAAAAUCUUGUAAUCCCUACAACUAUAAUAACCAGCUGAGAUGCUUGCGGGAGACAAGUAAUUGGGCAACCAAAUUUGUUUUGUUGAAAAGCUGGAGGACUAUUGAGAAAAUGGAAGGAGAAGAAGAGAGAAAUACCAUAACAGCUGCGUUGAUUAUGAGCACAUCUAUCAUGCUCUCUGUAACCGUUCUCACAAGCACCGAUUUCCACAAAACAAACUUGAUGAUCCUGCAAGCAUUUGUGAUACUGGAAACAAUGGCAGUUUAUUCCUCAGUGGGAGUGCUCAUCGUAGAUUUAUUGAUAGAGAGAGAAAAGCAGUCUCAAACACAUGUGAGCAGGCAGAUCCGCGCAGCGAUGGAAAGAAAUUUGAAGGAGAUUAUGUAUCAUGCUGAGGGAACUGUUGUGGGUGCAUAUACAGGGAAAAAGACUCGCAUACUGGAUGCCCAUUUGAGCGUACCGAUAGAUGCUCCAGGCCAGGCUAUGGUGAUGGCCAGUAUCUUUGCAGCUUACAGAAUACAUCUGAUUCAAUAAAUUUAAAAUCACUAAACAAAUUGUUUAGUGAUUUUCAAUUUAUUUGCUAAAUGAUAGAAAACUAUCUAAUAAUACAGAUUAUGUAUGUUGCGUGGGGGGCCUGUGAUAAUGAUUAUGGAAAAACAGUGGGCAUUCAUCAAUGUAACUGGUCUCAACAUUCAGGUGUUGUAACACGGUUGAUUUUAUUACAGAACACAGAAUCUUUUGAGGAGCUUAUUUUGUUUGUCUAUGUCAUUCAGCAAUGUAUUAAUAUAUAAAAUUAAAAUAGAAACGUUUCC
Messenger RNA from Cryptomeria japonica (Japanese cedar), 818 nucleotides. RefSeq lists its product as uncharacterized. The transcript is spliced from 2 exons. Lineage: Eukaryota; Viridiplantae; Streptophyta; Pinopsida; Cupressales; Cupressaceae. The record is from RefSeq and is a predicted model, not a curated record. Bases 121 to 540 code for a protein of 139 amino acids.